Messenger RNA from Belonocnema kinseyi, 1011 nucleotides. RefSeq names its product cytochrome c oxidase assembly factor 1 homolog. Bases 274 to 681 code for a protein of 135 amino acids. The record is from RefSeq and is a predicted model, not a curated record. Gene Ontology annotation, cellular component: mitochondrial inner membrane. The transcript has 2 exons. Gene Ontology annotation, biological process: mitochondrial respiratory chain complex IV assembly; mitochondrial respiratory chain complex I assembly. Lineage: Eukaryota; Metazoa; Arthropoda; Insecta; Hymenoptera; Cynipidae.
CCCGGGACGCAAAUGCAAGUGGAUAAUCAAUGAUCAGGGGCAAGAAGAACGAAAACCUAGGAAAUUGGAAACUGCAACACAUAAUUCAAUUGCAUAUUUAUAGUUUUGAUACUUGUUGAAUCAUAGACGAUAAUAGUGAAUGUUACACAGAAAAUUGUUUAAAAGGGUGAAAAAUAACGAAGACAUUUAUAUGAGAAAUGAAAUAAAGAACACUUUAAGUUGCUAACCUCAAUCUUACACGUAAUACACCGUCUUCAGUAGAUUCACUUCAAGAUGUUUCAAAACACUAAACUGCUGUUAAGAAUAGCUCUGUUUGGCGCAUUUGGCGUGAGUGCCUUUGGAAUUAUGACAGAAUAUCUUAUUCAAAACAAUGUACGCAAUUCUAUGUGUUACAAAGAGGCUCUGAAAUAUUUGUGUGAUCAUCCUGAAGCAAAAAGACAGCUGGGGCCACCAAUUGUAGAUGGUCGUAUCAAUCUGGGAGAUACAGUUGGUAACAGUUCAGAAGGAAACAAAAUCUGGUAUACAGUGCCAGUAAGAGGACAAAAAUCACAUGGAAAAAUGAUGUACUACGUUACCGACGUUAAUGAAUCAGAUAGAAAAUUUAAAGUCACUAGAGUAGAGCUCGAGCUGAAUCAUAUAAAAGAUAAGAAAUUGCUCAUUAAAAACGCAGAAUUGGCGUAAUUUGAUAAAUAUAUCAUUAGACAAAUUAUUUUAUACGUAUUUUAUUAUUAGGUUGAAAAUAUUUAAAUUUUCAACUCAGAACUCCUUUUUGACGGUAAUCUGCUUUAAAUUAACCAUGGAAUUAAUAUUUUUCAUAUGAUUCAUUUCGAAGGUAAAUGUUCCAAUUUUAGCGAAUGUAAGGAUUUGUGGGGCGUAUUUUGCUCGUAAAAGUAUUUUAAAUCUUAUGUAUCGAGGAAAGUUCCUAAUACCACAUAGUUUGAACAUUUUUUCAUUAAUAUUUUGUCUGCUUAUCGAUAUAAAUAAACAUUUCUUACUGAAUAUUAAAUAAUA